Messenger RNA from Gongylonema pulchrum, 1023 nucleotides. The record is from the annotation of a GenBank genome assembly. NCBI's taxonomy places the organism in Eukaryota, Metazoa, Nematoda, Chromadorea, Rhabditida, Gongylonematidae.
AUGAAUUCAGUGGUACUGCACAGGUUAUUACGUGCCGCAAGCGAAUGCAGUCUGCUGAAGGACGAUUGCUUCGACAGCAUCGCCGCUGAACUGGUGCCAUCAAUGCUGAAAAUUAUUCGUAAAAGUUCAUUCGCAGAAUGUCGCCGUUUGGCGGCAUUAGUAAUAGGCUGUUUGGGCGCUGUCGAUCCUGGGCGCAUCGGGCUAUCGUUGGCACUGGGCCCGAAUGGUGGCGCACAUCGAAACGAUGAUGAAUUUGUAUUUGUUAAUGCCGGAAAGCGGUUUUACGUUGAACUUCUUGAACAAGCAGCGAUCGCAUUUUCUGGAAUACUGGACGCAGGCGUGCAAGUGGAGUGUUCCUACAGUAUUCAGACUGUCCUGCGUGAACUGCUUGGAAAAAAUGGUGCGGAUAGGGCGAAUAUUUGGGGUCUGCUCAGUGAGCAGUGUCGAAAUUCGUUGUCAAUGCUUCGGUAUUCCAGUUUCACGUUGCAUCAACCAGCCCAGCAGCUUCCCACAAAAAGGUUUCAUUGCUGUGAGGAACAUCGUUGGCUGAGGAAUGAAAAAUCAGGGCGUCACGAUGAAGCGAGCUUCACUUUGAGUGACGAAAUAAUAACGGAUCCUACUUUCAGGCCUAUCAUAGAUUGUGAGGAAGCGAAAGAUUUCAAAAGUUGGAUGAAUCUUUGGUAUAAAGUAGCAGCUGGAAAUGUACGUGAUGCGAAACUGAAAGCCGUUUUCAGCGCUUCACAAGGACUGGUAAAUACAGAUAUUGUUUUUUCAAGCUUCAUUCUGCCCCAGUUGAUCCUGGAAAUUAUCAUCGAGCAUAAUAGGACAUGCAUGGCUGAGGUAAUUUUAUAUUCAAAACGGAUCUCUCUGCGAAAAGUUGAGUUGGAGAUAAUCUCAGUUUUGCGCCGGGCAAUCGUUGAUUCUGGAUGGCCCCAAUCGGCUGCCCAUCUUGUUUUUGCGGUCAUUGAUUGCUUAGAACGUUUCACGCAUCAUCGAAAAUCGUUAAAAAUCCGUUCGGAUUCG